This is a messenger RNA of Aureococcus anophagefferens, 690 nucleotides long. RefSeq lists its product as hypothetical. Gene Ontology annotation, cellular component: ESCRT II complex. The annotation marks the transcript as partial. The transcript has a single exon. Gene Ontology annotation, biological process: protein transport to vacuole involved in ubiquitin-dependent protein catabolic process via the multivesicular body sorting pathway. The record is from RefSeq and is a predicted model, not a curated record. Lineage: Eukaryota; Pelagophyceae; Pelagomonadales; Pelagomonadaceae.
AUGCACCGGCGGCGCGGCGUCGGCGUGAAAGCCGUGAAGAAGAAGGCCCAGGAGAAGGAGAGCUACGCCUCCAAGGCCGCGGAGAUGGAGGCGACGGAGGCGGCGCACGUCGGCGCGUUCCUCGCGACGUUCCGGCGGUCCCUCGAGGCCUUCGCGGCGAAGCACAAGCGCGGCAUCCGCGAGGACCCGGUCUUCCGCCGGCAGUUCACGGCCAUGUGCUACGAGACGGGCGUCGAUCCGCUCCGGUCGUCCAAGGGCUUCUGGGCCGACGCGCUCGGCGUCGGCGACUUCUACUACGAGGUCGGCGUCAAGGUCGUCGAGUGCUGCGCGGCGACGCGGGGCGAGAACGGGGGCCUCAUCGCGCUCGACGACCUCCUCGACCGCGUCGGCGACGACGCGAUCUCGCGCGACGACGUCAAGCGCGCGGUCGCCAAGCUGGCGGCGCUCGGCGACGGCUUCCGCGUCAUCAACGGCGACGCGAUCCUCUCGGCGCCGGCGGAGUUCAGCGACGACGCCGCGCGCGCCGUCGAGGUCGCGGCCGCGCGCGGCGGCGGCGUCGACGCGGCCGCGCUCGCGGCGGGCCUCCGCGGCGGCGACGCGGACGCGCGCGCCGGCGGCGCGCUGCGCGGCCUCGUCGACGGCGGCUUCGCCUGGGUCGACGACCAGGCGCCCGCGCGGGCCUACUACUUC